GGUAACUCCAUUACCACAAACAAGAGUAUCUGUACUGGUACUUAGAUUCUUUACUUAAAAAGGAUCCCAGUAAUGUGUUUCAAAAAAAACUUAUCUCCUUAUAUGCCAUUUUCGAUCGAAACAAACUAUUGCCCUUUCUAAAGCGUUCAAAGGACUAUGACAUUCAGGAGGCGUUGGUCAUAUGCAAACAGGAAAACUUUUAUCCAGAAAUAGUCUACCUGCUCGGUUGUAUGGGUGGUGUAGAAGCGGCCGAAGCACUAAAUAUCAUUAUUCACCGCAUCAGAGACAUAGAAAUGGCCAUCGAGUUUUGCAAGGAGCACGAUGACAACGAUCUUUGGAAUGCACUUAUUAAUGAAUUUAGCAAUCAUCCUGAAAUCGUGACGAAAGUUUUGGACGGCAUAGUUGACUACUUUAGCCCAGCGGUGGUUGUUGGAAAGAUAAAAAUGGGACAGAACAUUCCAAACCUACGACAAUCACUUAUUAAAAUGCUGUGGCACUACAAUCUUCAAGUCACCACGCAAAGACGAGGUCAGCAGGUUUCCAACGAACAAAUGUGCUCAUUGUGCCACCGUCCAUUACUGAUGGUAGGCACACACUUUAAUUGUAUAACCAGCUUUGAAUGUGGUCAUGUAUACCAUAAACCGUGCAUACAAGGUAAAUUGCAGAAAAAUUGCAAAGAGUGUAACCUUUGGAACUUAACCGUGGAGAAAUAGGUUCAUAUCGACAUCAUAACUAUUAUCCCGGCGUCCUG
This is a messenger RNA of Drosophila sechellia, 751 nucleotides long. RefSeq names its product vacuolar protein sorting-associated protein 41 homolog. NCBI's taxonomy places the organism in Eukaryota, Metazoa, Arthropoda, Insecta, Diptera, Drosophilidae. Gene Ontology annotation, cellular component: late endosome; HOPS complex. The record is from RefSeq and is a predicted model, not a curated record. Gene Ontology annotation, biological process: protein targeting to vacuole; cellular response to starvation; endosomal vesicle fusion. Bases 231 to 713 code for a protein of 160 amino acids. The transcript has 2 exons.